Messenger RNA from Gadus macrocephalus (Pacific cod), 871 nucleotides. Its product is annotated as L-rhamnose-binding lectin CSL2-like. Gene Ontology annotation, molecular function: carbohydrate binding. The record is from RefSeq and is a predicted model, not a curated record. The transcript has 8 exons. NCBI's taxonomy places the organism in Eukaryota, Metazoa, Chordata, Actinopteri, Gadiformes, Gadidae. Bases 137 to 838 code for a protein of 233 amino acids.
UGAGGUCACCAUCACACCUGCCUGCAUGGCGCUGGGUGUGGGCGGGGCUUGUUGAGUCCUCUCUGUAUAAAUAGCCGUGUCCCUUUGGGGGAAGCAUUAGCAGCCCUGCUGAGCUCCCACCAACACCUCUGGAACCAUGCUCAGCUCUCUCCUGCGCUCAGCGCUCGUGUUGGCGGCGGUCUGCUGUCUUACAUAUGCAGAGAGCGUCAUCACUUGUGAGGGCCGGAUGCAGCGACUGAGUUGUGAUCACGGAGUGGUCAGUGUGCUCACAGUGGCCUACGGACGGACUGACAGACAGACCUGCAGUGAGGGCAAACCUUCAGGACAGCUGGCAAACACUGCAUGCUCUCAAACAGGUGCUCUGGAAGCCCUUGCAACCUGGUGUAACGGUACGAAAGUCUGUGAGGUGGACAAAGAGAUCUUCGGUGGCGACACCUGCCCUGACACCUACAAAUACAUCCAAACCACGUACACCUGCCUCCCUGCACGUCAUGUCGUCGCCUGUGAGAAUAAGGAGGCGGAACUCUCCUGUGACAACGGCCAGACGAUAGCGCUCAUUGGAGCGUUCUAUGGGCGCGCCGACCGAAUCACCUGUACACAAGAUGCUCCUCCCGGGACAUCCAAUAAAAUCGACUGCUUUACUCGUACUGCGAACAGAGUUGUAGCUGAAAGGUGUAACGGUGAAAGCAGUUGUAGCGUCUCUGCGGUGAACUCAGUGUUUCAGGAUCCCUGCCCAGGAACCUUCAAGUACCUGGAAGUGGCUUAUACGUGUGAAUGUAAGCAACGUUUCCUACAAUGUGGAUUUAGCCUUCUAGAGUUUAGCCUUCUAGCCUACUAAUAGAACCUGUUGGCCACCAAACCGUUCUUCAUA